AUGCCCGAAACAAUAACCGACCACGCCCGCGACAGCACCCUCGGCACACCCGACAUCCCCUCCUCCCAAACCGUCUUCGUCAUCCACGCCACAACAAAGAUCUCGGCCCCGGCCUCCCUCGUCUUCCGCACCCUGCGCAACACUGACACCUGGCGCGACUGGAACAAAUUCUGCCCGCGCGUCACCAUCAUCCAGCAACCCCCCGAAGCAGAAGAUGAGGCGACCCUCGCCGAGAUUCAGGAAUUGGUGCGCAACACGAGUGUAGCAGGCAGCGUGGACAGUGCGAUCACUGAUGGUGCCGCGGGACAGGGGACGGGUCUGAUCGGGAGGAGGAUGAGUGUGGAGGAGGAAGAUGAUGUGAGGGCGGCGCCGCCGCCAGUUACGACGGUGAGGUUGCGAGCUAGUAUUGCGAGUCAGGGAGGGAGGCCCAGUACGGGGUCAGGGAGGCCGAAGGCGGGAAGUAUGGCGUCGGGGGGUGGGGAGGAUAGCGCGGCUGCUAUGGCGGCGAUGGCAGUCGCUAAUGUAAAUGCUUUGCAGAGUCAGGGUAUCAAUGGGCAGGAUCACGCGAGGAAGCCGAGUGAUGGCACUAAUGGCGGGCAUCGCCUGUCCGCAGCGCAGAAGUUUCAGCAAUCUACCGAGCAGCGCAAAGCCUCGAUCGCGAGCGGCGAGCGGCCUGAGUCACCGAACAACGUCCUUGUUGAGGCGCCGCACGACCCGAACGUUCUGGUCCCGGCGCCAAAGACCCCAGCGGGACAGGAGGCGGCAAAGACACAGCAGAGGCGUACAGCCAGUGUGUCCGCUGCGACGAAGCGCAAAAUGUCUAUCAAUGCCAUCUACGGCGAGCCCAGCGUGCGCAUCCAGAUGAAUACGCGCAUGAAUCUGCAUCUGCGUAUGAGGCUGCUGCAGAAUAGUCUGGGUACAGACCGCGAGCUGGCAGUCAUCGUCAACGAAGUCUCUCGUCCAGAGGACAACGAGGAGGCCCUCUUCCCAGGUGGUGGCAACAGCGGCAAUCCCGCGAUCAACUUGCUUACACCAGACGGCGAGGUCAAUGAAGAGGGUAUGCGUCGCGUCAGCCGCAUGGCGACGCACGUGGCCGCCAAACAGCCGGGCGUGUACCGUAUUGUGUGGAGCAUGAACACGCAGUAUGCGCCGCCGAGAUCGUACCCGAAGUGGAUGCUGCAGGCGCAGAGGGUGCAUGAGAUACGAAAGGUUGUGAGAGGGGAUGGGAAGGAGGAGUGUGUAUAUGAGGAUUGGGAGUGCUGGCGGGGAAUGCUGGCAGGCAGGACGGAGAAGAAGUACAAAAGGUACUGGGUGGAGAGGGCCGAGGGUUGGGGAAAGGGGUUGGGGGAGUACUGUGAAGCGAUGGGCGGUGAUGUGGAGAGGAGAGACUUCGUUGGGCGGUGA
Cyphellophora attinorum is the source of this 1404-nucleotide messenger RNA. RefSeq lists its product as uncharacterized. The record is from RefSeq and is a predicted model, not a curated record. Bases 1 to 1404 code for a protein of 467 amino acids. NCBI's taxonomy places the organism in Eukaryota, Fungi, Ascomycota, Eurotiomycetes, Chaetothyriales, Cyphellophoraceae. The transcript has a single exon.